CACUCAUAGACACAGUGCCUUCCCUCUCUCUCUGCAGGGGGAAGUGGAGUUUGCUCGCAUCAUGACCAUAGUGGACCCCAAUGCAACUGGGGUUGUGACCUUCCAGGCCUUCAUUGACUUCAUGACCCGAGAGACGGCUGAGACAGACACAGCUGAACAAGUUGUAGCCUCCUUCAAGAUCCUGGCAGGAGACAAGAACUACAUCACCCCAGAGGAGCUGCGGCAAGAACUCCCAGCAGAGCAGGCUGAGUACUGCAUCCGCCGGAUGGCGCCCUACAAAGGAUCCGGGGCUCCGCCUGGAGCCCUAGACUAUGUGGCUUUCUCCAGUGCCCUCUAUGGAGAGAGUGACCUCUGACCUCUGAUUUCAGCCUCUGCAGGUCUUAAUGGGAGAAGAGAGGGUGCUCCCUGUGGCAGAUUCCACCUCUUCCUCAGCAAGGGCCUCAAAAUCAGCCAGUACAUGUUUCUGAAUAAAGAUCAGGCUG
This is a messenger RNA of Nannospalax galili (Upper Galilee mountains blind mole rat), 482 nucleotides long. Its product is annotated as alpha-actinin-3-like. The transcript is spliced from 2 exons. The annotation marks the transcript as partial. Gene Ontology annotation, molecular function: calcium ion binding. The record is from RefSeq and is a predicted model, not a curated record. Lineage: Eukaryota; Metazoa; Chordata; Mammalia; Rodentia; Spalacidae.